CUGCGGGGACCUGGAGGCGACGGCGCUGGGCCGCUGCGACCACCCGGUGUGCUACCGCUGCUCCACCAAGAUGCGGGUGCUGUGCGAGCAGCGCUACUGCGCUGUGUGCCGCGAGGAGCUGCACCAGGUUUGGUGCUGGGUGGAGCCAUGGGUGACGCAAGACCUGACGGGAGCAUGGCUGCCCCCUGGUGGAGAUCUUGGGAUGAAGUCUGUGCCAACAGUUCUUAUGUAGAGAGGAGAGGAGGCCCAGGCUGGCUGCUGCCACCUGGGGGCCUGAAGCCCUCUUCUGUGGCCCUUGCCAUCCCGCCCAAGCCCGCCCACCGCUGUGUGUCUCCAGGUGGUCUUUGGGAAGAAGCUUCCUGCCUUUGCCACAAUCCCCAUCCACCAGCUGCAGCAUGAGAAGAAAUACGACAUCUACUUUGCAGAUGGAAAGGUGUUUGCAUUGUACAGGCAGCUGUUGCAGCACGAGUGCCCACGGUGCCCCCAGCUGCCACCCUUCGGCCUCAUUGGAGACUUGGAACAGCAUAUGCGGAAGCAGCAUGAGCUCUUCUGCUGCAAGCUAUGCCUCAAGCACCUCAAGAUCUUCACCUACGAGCGCAAGUGGUACUCACGCAAGGACCUGGCUCGGCACCGCAUGCAAGGGGACCCUGACGACACGUCACACCGGGGACAUCCUCUGUGCAAGUUCUGUGAUGAGCGCUACCUGGACAACGAUGAGCUGCUCAAGCACCUGCGCCGGGACCACUACUUCUGCCACUUCUGUGAUGCAGACGGGGCCCAGGAAUACUACAGUGACUACGCAUAUCUGCGUGAGCACUUCCGGGAGAAGCACUUCCUGUGUGAGGAGGGCCGCUGCAGCACAGAGCAGUUCACCCAUGCCUUCCGCACCGAGAUCGACCUCAAGGCGCACAAGACGGCCUGCCACAGCCACAGCCGUGCCGAGGCACGCCAGAACCGCCAGAUCAACCUUAAGUUCAACUAUACACCACGGCACUCGCGCCGGAGUGAGGGGGUCGUCAGUGGUGAGGACUAUGAGGAGGUGGACAGGUACAACCGCCAGGGCCGAGGUGGCCGGGCCAGUGGGCGUGGAGCCCAGCAGAGCCGCCGAGGAAGCUGGAGGUACAAGAGAGAAGAAGAGGACCGAGAAGUGGCUGCCGCCAUCCGGGCCUCUGUGGCUGCCCAGCAGCAGACGGAUCCUCGGAGGAGUGAGGACCGAGAGGAGGGUGGCAGGCCCAAGAAGGAAGAAGUAACAGCCCGGGCGCCUGAGGAGCCUCGAGGCUCCCGACGCCUGCCCCGGCCUCCGGGAGAAGGCCCAGGUCCCAAGGAAACCUCAGCAAAUGGGCCCUUGAGCCAGGAAGCCUUUCCAGCCUCGGGCCCAGGCACAGUGGCCGGGCCUCCCAGUGCCCUUCCAUCGCCCACCCCGAAGCUCAAGGAUGAGGAUUUCCCCAGUCUGUGUGCCUCCACUUCCUCCUGCUCCACAGCAGGCACCGCGGGCUCUGUGGGGCUGGCCCUGGCAUAUCCCGUCCCCACUCGGGGAAGGAACACCUUCCAGGAGGAGGACUUCCCUGCCCUCGUGUCCUCCGCCACCAAGCCCAACUCUGUGACCCCCAGCCUCACCUCUGCCUGGAACAAUAGCUGUAGCAAAAAGGGGGCCCCGCCUGCCCCAGCAGUCCAGGCUAUGGGUGGGGGUACCCAGCCCCCUAAGAAAGCUGGAAAGGGGAGCAGGGGUGGGCGGAAGGGCGGCCUACCCCCUGUGGGGGCGGAGGAGGGGGGUGGCCUCACGGUGCAGGAGCUGCGCAGUGUGCCCACCACAGUGGCGGUCUCCUCCCUGCUGCCGCCAGCUUCCACUCCAAGCUCCACUAAAGUCGGCAAGAAGAAGAAGGUGGGCUCUGAGAAGCCUAGAGCUACAUCGCCCCCACUGCUACCUCCCAACUGUACCCCAAAGUCCCUUGGGGCUGAGCAGGCCCCUGAAGCCCCUUUAGGCAGAACAGAAGGGCCAGUAGGGGUCAUCGUUAAUGGACAUGCAGAGGGGUCGGUCCUGGCAAAGAGCAUCCCCAAGGAACCACCAGGGCUCCCCAGGCCUGUGGGGCCCCUCCCCUGCUCUUCCCCCCAAGAUUUCCCGGCACUUGGAGGCCCCUGCCCACCGCCCAGGAUGCCUCCCCCACCAGGCUUCAACACUGCAGUGCUCCUGAAGGGCACACCACCGCCACCACCACCAGGCCUGACGCCUCCUGCCAGCAAGCCACCCCCUGGUUUCUCCACUCUCCUGCCCAGCUCCCAGACACCCUGUGCCCCCAACCCCACCACCACCAUGAAAGCACCAAGGCUGCCAUCCACAACACCCCGGGCCUACCUGGUCCCCGAGAACUUCCGGGAAAGGAACCUACAGCUCAUCCAGUCCAUCAAGGACUUCCUGCAGAGUGAUGAGGAACGCUUUAACAAGUUCAAGAGCCAUUCGGGAGAGUUCCGGCAGGGGAUGGUCUCUGCAGCACAGUACUACAAGAGCUGCCGGGAUCUGCUUGGGGAGAACUUCCAGAAGAUCUUCAGCGAGCUGCUGGUGCUGCUGCCAGACACAGCCAAACAGCAGGAGCUGCUGUCCGCCCACGCCGACUUUCGCAGCCACGAGAAGCCCACGGGCGCCAAGUCCAAGAAGAACAAGAGGUGCCCGUGGCAGGCCAGUGCCCAGCAGGCAGGCCUGGACUGCUGUGUAUGCCCCACCUGUCAGCAGGUGCUUGCUCAUGGUGACAUCAAGAGCCACCAGGCACUGCACGCAGCCCGGGACGAUGACUUUCCCUCCCUGCAAGCCAUCGCUAGGAUCAUCACGUAGCUGCUGCUGCCAGCGCAGGCCGGAGCCCUCACACCCUGCGUCUCCUUUCUCCUUCCUUCUAGCUGCCGUGCAGCUAGACAGGGCCCUCAUGAGUCUGUUGCUCAAGUCUGUUGGCGGGCCAGGCCUGCCAGCGGGUUACCAGGAAAGCCUGCUGUGUGCCAUGGGCACACACAGAAGUCCCAUCCUCUGCUCAGUAGUGGGCUCCUCUUGUGUGCAUUCUUGUGUUUUGUAAGGUGCCAGGGGAGGGAAAGACUAGGGUGCAGAGAUCUGAGCCUGUGGUCAUGAUCCAAGGCCCAGUGGCCCACAGUGGGCCCUCCUGGGUCUGGAGCCUGCAGCCCCCAGAGCUGAAAGCCGUAGGCCCACUGGUGCUGGAGUCAUGUCAAGUGUGUUGUUCAAGCAAUUGGCUCUUUGAUAAUUCAGAAUGUUCCAGAUUAAACCAGACACAAAAUUGUGCUACUUGAAGUUGAAUCUUUUUAUGAGACAAGCUGUAUCUGGGAUCUCAAAUUGCCUCUGACAUUUUAUAAGACAGUUUAUCUUCAAAUAAAUUUAUUUUGCAGUACUGCACAUA
Messenger RNA from Perognathus longimembris pacificus (Pacific pocket mouse), 3395 nucleotides. It is a transcript of the gene Znf598, whose product is annotated as zinc finger protein 598, E3 ubiquitin ligase. NCBI's taxonomy places the organism in Eukaryota, Metazoa, Chordata, Mammalia, Rodentia, Heteromyidae. The transcript has 12 exons. Gene Ontology annotation, molecular function: ubiquitin protein ligase activity; ribosome binding. Gene Ontology annotation, biological process: protein ubiquitination; rescue of stalled cytosolic ribosome. The record is from RefSeq and is a predicted model, not a curated record. The coding region runs from base 527 to 2827 and encodes 766 amino acids.